Molecule: messenger RNA, 393 nt
Organism: Pongo pygmaeus (Bornean orangutan)
Lineage: Eukaryota; Metazoa; Chordata; Mammalia; Primates; Hominidae
Product: large ribosomal subunit protein uL24-like
Exons: 1
Coding region: 1-321 (106 amino acids)
Biological process (GO): translation
Cellular component (GO): large ribosomal subunit; ribosome
Molecular function (GO): RNA binding; structural constituent of ribosome
Source: RefSeq, a predicted model, not a curated record
AUGUCUUCCCCUCUUUCCAAAGAGUUAAGACAGAAGUACAACGUGCAAUCCAUGCCCAUCCGAAAGGAUGAUGAAGUUCAGGUUGUACGAGGACACUAUAAAGGUCAGCAAAUUGGUAAAGUAGUCCAGGUUUACAGGAAGAAACAUGUCAUCUACAUUGAAUGGAUGCAGCGGGAAAAGGCUAAUGGCACAACUGUCCACGCAGGCAUUCACCCCAGAAAGGUGGUUAUCACUAGGCUAAAACUGGACAAAGACUGCAAAAAGAUUCUUGAAUGGAAAGCCAAAUCUCGCCAAGUAGGAAAGGAAAAGGGCAAAUACUAGGAAGAAACAAUUGAGAAGAUGCAGGAAUAAACUAAUCUUAUAUACAAGCUUUGAUUAAAACUUGAAACAAAC